Molecule: messenger RNA, 4641 nt
Organism: Colossoma macropomum (tambaqui)
Lineage: Eukaryota; Metazoa; Chordata; Actinopteri; Characiformes; Serrasalmidae
Gene: mgat5
Product: alpha-1,6-mannosylglycoprotein 6-beta-N-acetylglucosaminyltransferase
Exons: 17
Coding region: 362-2590 (742 amino acids)
Biological process (GO): protein N-linked glycosylation
Cellular component (GO): Golgi apparatus
Molecular function (GO): alpha-1,6-mannosylglycoprotein 6-beta-N-acetylglucosaminyltransferase activity
Source: RefSeq, a predicted model, not a curated record
GGUUGAAUGUAGAGAGAGAGACAGGCAGGUUACACGGCUGGCUCUGUUCAAAGGCACACAGGCUUUUCUCUGCCAGGAGAUUAUUUUAAAGCUAACGGGCCCUGGUAAUCGUACACGGAUAAGAUACAGAGACAAAAAAAGUGCGUCUGCAUCAAUAUGGGACAUCCGGCAUAGGCGUGUCUCUUGCAUGAUUGACGAGUAAGAGGCAUGGGCCAUAUACAGGAUCAUCCUUGAUAAGUGAACAACCUCCCAAACUAACAUGCACCACAGCCAGUCUCGGCCAUGAGACUAGACACCUCCUGAACUCUCUCCACACACCUACACACACACACACACGCACACACACGCACUCACGCCAACCAUGGCUUCCGUGUACUUAUGGAAGCUGUCAUCACAGAAGCUGGGCUUCUUCCUGGUGAGUUUCGGCUUCAUAUGGGGCAUGAUGCUGCUGCACUUUACCAUCCAGCAAAGGACGAGGCACGAGAGCAGUGCGCAGCUACGCAUGCAGAUCCUGGACCUGAGCAAACGCUACAUCAAAGCACUGGCUGAGGAGAACCAGGGGGUGAUGGAUGGACCUUACGUGGGCACCAUGACUGCGUAUGACCUGAAGAAGACUCUGGCUGUGCUGCUGGACAACAUCAUGCUGAGGCUAUCCAAACUGGAGUCCAAAGUGGACAUCAUUAUCUACAAUGGUUCGGCCACCAACCUGACUAAUGGCACGGCGACGCCUGCCCCUAGUACUGUCAACGCAGAGAAGGUCAACGUGGCAGACCUGCUAAAUGGAGCACAGGAGAAGUGUGAGCUGCCUCUGCUCGAUGGCUUCCCGCACUGUGAGGGCAAGAUGAAGUGGAUGAAGGACAUGUGGCGCUCGGAUGCCUGUUAUGGAAACUACGGAGUGGACGGAUCCACUUGCUCCUUCUUCAUCUAUCUGAGUGAGGUGGAGAACUGGUGCCCUCGACUACCCUGGAGGACCACGAACAUUAACGAUGACUUGGAAAAAAAGGGACAGUCUGAUAUCCGAACCAGCUUAGAUGAGCUGUAUCGAGUGAUGUCUCGGCGGGAAGAGUUCCGCUGGAUGAUGUUGAGGAUAAAGCGGAUGGAGGAGCCGUGGGUCAGCGCCAUUCGCUCGCUGUCCACUAAGCAGGACCUGCAGAACCGCAAGCGGAAAAAGAUCCUGGUUCAUCUGGGGCUGCUAACGAAGGAGUCUGGCUUUAAGAUAGCAGAGAAUGCAUUCAGCGGGGGUCCACUGGGGGAGCUGGUGCAGUGGAGUGACCUCAUCACCACCCUGUACCUGCUGGGUCACGACAUCCGCAUCUCAGCCUCCAUUGCUGAGCUAAAAGAAAUCAUGCGGAAAGUGAUGGGGAAUAAGUCCAGCUGUCCCACGCAGGGUGAUAAAGUGGUGGAGCUCAUCUACAUAGACAUUGUGGGCCUGUCUCAGUUUAAGAAGACUCUCGGGCCCUCCUGGGUGCAUUACCAGUGUAUGCUCCGAGUACUAGACUCAUUUGGGACAGAGCCGGAGUUUAACCACGCCCAGUACGCCCAGUCUAAAGGCCACAAGACUCCGUGGGGCAAAUGGAACCUGAACCCCCAGCAGUUCAACACCAUGUUCCCUCACACCCCUGAUAACAGUUUCCUGGGCUUUGUGGUGGAGCAGCACCUGAACGCCAGCGACAUCCGGCACAUCGAUGACAUCAAGCGACAGAACCAGUCGCUCGUCUAUGGAAAAGUGGAUAACUUCUGGAAGGAUAAGAAGAAGUAUCUGGACAUCAUCCACUCAUACAUGGAGGUGCACGGCACAGUCCACGGCACCAGCACCGUCCACCUGCCCACAUACGUCAAAAACCACGGCAUCCUCAGCGGCCGAGACCUGCAAUUUCUACUGAGAGAGACUAAAUUGUUCGUGGGACUGUCCUUCCCCUAUGAAGGCCCUGCCCCUCUGGAGGCUAUAGCCAAUGGCUGUGCUUUCUUGAACCCGAAGUUUAACCCACCUAAAAGCAGCAAGAACACAGAUUUCUUCAAGGGCAAGCCCACUCUAAGAGAGUUGACCUCCCAGCACCCGUAUGCUGAAGUAUAUAUUGGGCAGCCGCACGUCUGGACUGUGGAUAUAGAGAACCCUGCAGAAGUGGAGAGAGCUAUUAGAGGCAUCCUCAGCCAGAAGAUUGAGCCGUAUCUGCCGUAUGAGUUCACCUGUGAAGGGAUGCUGCAGAGAGUCAACGCUUUCAUAGAGAACCAGGAUUUCUGUCAUGGUCAGGUGAUGUGGCCUCCGCUCAGUGCUCUGCAGGUUAAACUGGCUCCAGUGGGGAAAUCCUGUAAGCAGGUGUGUCAGGAGGAGCAGCUCAUUUGUGAGCCAUCCUUUUUCCAGCACCUCAACAAGGACAAGGACCUGGCCAGGUUUGGGGUGGAGUGUAAAACAGUGGAGAGUGUGGGCGACAUCGUGGUUCCAGCCUUCAGUGCUUCAGCACGUCACUGCGUGCUGCAGUCUGACCUGCUUCUCUUCAGCUGCGCCGGAGCACAUCACUCUCUACAGCGCAUCUGCCCCUGCAGGGACUACAUGAAGGGCCAGGUUGCGCUCUGCAAAGGCUGCUUAUAACACACAUACACACACACACUCACGCACUCCAGUGUUUCCCCCUGAACUGAGGAUCACAGCUGUGAUGCAGCUCCUGUCUGUUUGUGUACAGCUUCUGGUGGUGGGCUGUGUAUAGCGUUUCCUGUUUGAAUUCCCCUUCUUCUCGUCAAUCUUCAGUCUCAACCACAUCAGUGUGAUGCUGCCUAUGCCACAGGGACAGCCGGAGGCACACUGCCUGCUGAUGGCCAAAGAACACUCCAGUAGUUCAUCUCUGUGUGACAUAUAUAUGGGUAUUUAUGCUGCCUGUAUACUAUAGCCAGUCGACUUAAAGGCCAUUUAUGACAAGCAAGUGAAAUCAUGGGGCUGAAUUCAGUUCGCACUUCUCUGCAGGGGGGACAGUGCGUUUAAUCUCGCAGUUGAGUUAUUUAAAGACAAGAAAUUCAAAGAAAUCGAAUGAAGAAAAAGAGAAAUUUAAAAAUGUGAGCAGUUAUAUGUUUUGUAGGGGACGUUACAGAGACGUUAAGGGAACGUUAUGGGGACAUUUGAAACGCUUCCCUGAAUAUAAUUACACAGAUGAUCAUGGCGGACAUUAGCCGAUUAAGCUAUUGCAUUUGUAUAGCUUAUACAGAAAUGGAAGGGGAGCGGAAGUACUGUAGAAAUUAAGACUGACAGUCAAAUGUACAACCACACAUUCUGGGACCUGGCAUGACGGGCCUGAGGAUGAUCGUUUCCACCUCAACGCCUUGAACAGAAAAAAAUGAUCGCUCUGAAAAUGAAAGGACAGAAGGAGACAAAACAGGGAGAGAGAAAAAAGAGAGGAGAGACUGAGUGCUGGACUGAACGUUUUCUUUUUGUUCAUUUUCAAAUCUUUCUGUGACUCGGAGAACCCGAUAAGGCCUGAAAUACUUGAAGAGGAGUUGCAGGGAAUCUCCACACUGCCCCCUGCCUGUGUGGAGAUGCUACUGCAGUGCUGCAUUAUUUUCUUUCUCUCUCUCCUCCCCAGGUCUCCUCUCUCCCUCUCUCUCCCUUUCUCUGUGCUCGCCGACAUCACGGGACCAACCUCACCGGGCAGGAACGUUUUUGGAAGUUCCGGACCCCCCGGAAAACACAGCACGCAGAGUGUGUGUGUUUGUGGAAAGGAAGCUUCUAGACUUUUCACUGUAGCUCUUCUUUUCAGGCUGCCUGGAGAGAGGGCCAUCCAAGUGUAGAUACUAGUUUUGAAUAUGUAUAGAGGUGUUGCAGCGCUUAGUGCUCAAACACGUACAAGCACACACGCGUACACUUUAAAGGAAUACUCUGGUUUUUCAACCUCAUCUUUAUCUACUGCAUUCGCAGCAUGUGCAUUACAAAACUCACGAAACUCACUCAUAAGUAAAGCCAGCAGGCAGUUGUUGUGGAAAAACACCAACAUUAGAAUAAAUACACAGAAACACAUAAACAGGCCAUUAUGAUUUGACCUGGAUGUAUUAGCUUAACCAUUUCCAAAGUUCUCAUUGAGGAAGGCCAGUAUUUAGUUAUCGUCCAAUACCUAGUUUAUCUAAUCAGUCCUUCAUUAAAUUAAAUCAGGUGUGCUUCUGAUGGAAUGUCACACAUUCAGACAACAGCUGGAUAUUACUAAGAAGUCAGGAAUCAAAUCUGCGUUCUUCCUGAUUGCUCAUUGAUGUGUACUGGAUAAGGUCAUGAAUGAUCACUGUACUGUCCUCAUAGUUUACCUCUUUUAACAAUUGACUUUUGACUGAUGCUCACAUGGUUCUUGCAGCACGUGCCUCUGCUAAUGGCAGACGCGCAAUAAAAUCAUAGCAAAGCUAUUUCAUUUAAAUUUGGCACAUGGGUCAUGGCAUGUUUUUUUGGCCAAGCAUCAGAGACUUGAUUGGUUAAAUUUGAACUGACAAAGCAUUCAGUCAUAAAGAAGCAGAUGUCAUGCUUUUUAAGCAUCUCUGUUUUAAUAGAAGGGGUAGGAUAAUACAUUUUACAGUACUUUGCAGAAGUCUUACACACCUGAGAAAAUGACAUUUUAGAAAGCUGUUCAUCUGGGCAGUAAAACAAUAUUACAAUAAAUACAAAAAUAUGAG